GUGCGGACGAGCAGUCAAGCAUAUCGCACUCCUUAUGAGGGAUGCUGAUGUCAGGUUUCUGUGUCGCACGGGGAGUGGCGCGGAGGGCGGCGGAUGACGAGAUGGCGUUGGUUCGGGCGGCAGCGUGGGCGUGGUACCAGCAGGGAUCCGGAAAGGUCGUCCGGGAGUCCGACGACGGCCGGCGAGUCGGCGUCGAUGCCGCCCGAAACAUGCCUCGGCCGUCCCGCUACAAGCUAGAGGCGCUCGCCGCUUCAAAAGUCUGCCCGGCCAUCGCCUUGCUCGACGUCUACGAUGUCGAAUGGAUCACGAGGGAGCUGGAUCGUGUCACCAUGGCGAGCAGAAGCAGCACGGGAGGUGGAGACCGGCACCGGCGGAGUGCGAAGGACGCGGCUGCGUUGGAGGGGAUGAGGAGGGCGAGAGGAUCCUGGGCGCGGCAUGCGGUGGAUAUAUGCUGGUCGAAAGGGGACGUAGUGGAGGAGGCAGCACUGUCUCCGCGCCGGUGGAGACAGACGCCGAUGACUCCGGUGUCAAAGGAGGUCAAGCAGCGGUUCCGUGGGAAAGGAGGAGGCGGCCACUGGGAGUCAGAUAAGGUGUAAUUCGUUGAUGCCGGAGGAAUGGAAGGAGACAUAAUUAAUAUAUUCUUGCUGAUUGUCUGCUACUUCAAAAGGAUGCCAUCAGUACAUUCUCUUGUAUUCUUAUGUGUACAUUCUUUGUAUUCUUGUAGAUUGAAUUGUCGAAAUAUUAAUAUAAAAAAACUCCAAAUAUUAAUA
This is a messenger RNA of Musa acuminata subsp. malaccensis (wild Malaysian banana), 770 nucleotides long. RefSeq lists its product as uncharacterized. Lineage: Eukaryota; Viridiplantae; Streptophyta; Magnoliopsida; Zingiberales; Musaceae. The record is from RefSeq and is a predicted model, not a curated record.